This is a messenger RNA of Lodderomyces orthopsilosis Co 90-125, 1131 nucleotides long. RefSeq names its product sterol 24-C-methyltransferase (gene ERG6). The transcript has a single exon. Lineage: Eukaryota; Fungi; Ascomycota; Pichiomycetes; Serinales; Debaryomycetaceae. Gene Ontology annotation, biological process: ergosterol biosynthetic process. Gene Ontology annotation, cellular component: endoplasmic reticulum. The record is from RefSeq and is a predicted model, not a curated record. Bases 1 to 1131 code for a protein of 376 amino acids. Gene Ontology annotation, molecular function: sterol 24-C-methyltransferase activity.
AUGUCACCAGUUCAAUUAGCUGAAAAAGAUUUCGAUAGGGAUGAAAAAUUCACCAAAGCUUUACAUGGUGAUUCAUUCAAAAAGACUGGAUUGGCUGCGUUGAUUGCCAAGUCAAAGGAUGCUGCAUCAGUUGCCAAUGAAGGAUAUUUUAAACACUGGGAUGGUGGUGUCACCAAAGAGGAUGAGACAAAGAGAUUAAGUGAUUACUCUCAAUUAACUCACCACUACUACAACUUGGUUACUGAUUUUUACGAGUAUGGUUGGGGUUCUUCCUUCCACUUUUCUAGAUACUACAAGGGUGAAGCUUUCAGACAAGCCACUGCCAGACACGAACACUACUUGGCUUAUAAGAUGAACAUAAACGAAAACAUGAAAGUCUUGGAUGUUGGAUGUGGUGUUGGUGGUCCUGGUAGAGAAAUCACCAGAUUCACUGAUUGUGAAAUUGUUGGUUUGAACAACAAUGACUACCAAAUCGAAAGAGCUAAUUAUUAUGCUAAAAAGUACAACUUAGAUGACAAGUUAUCUUAUGUUAAAGGCGACUUUAUGCAGAUGGAUUUUGAACCAGAAACUUUUGAUGCUGUUUAUGCUAUUGAAGCUACUGUUCAUGCUCCAGUUUUGGAAGGUGUUUAUUCCGAGAUCUACAAGGUUUUGAAACCAGGUGGAGUUUUCGGUGUUUAUGAAUGGGUCAUGACUGACAAAUACGACGAAACAAACGAGGAACAUCGUAAGAUCGCUUAUGGUAUCGAAGUUGGUGAUGGUAUUCCAAAAAUGUACAGUCGUAAAGUUGCUGAACAAGCUUUAAAGAAUGUUGGGUUCGAAGUUGAAUAUGAAAAGGACUUGGCUGACGUUGAUGACGAUAUUCCAUGGUACUAUCCAUUAGCAGGUGAUUUGAAAUACUGCCAAUCAUUAGGUGAUUUGUACACUGUUUUCAGAACUUCAAAACUUGGUAGAUUGAUCACCACUGAAGCUGUUGGGUUGAUGGAAAAAGUUGGUAUUGCACCAAAAGGUUCAAAGCAAGUCACACAUGCAUUAGAAGAUGCUGCAGUCAACUUAGUGGAAGGUGGUCGUCAAAAAUUGUUCACCCCAAUGAUGUUGUACAUUGCUAGAAAACCAGAAAAUGCCAAGGAGUAG